AUGGCAGAUGAGGAAGUGACGUACAACGCGUCGGAGAAAGGCGACAUGACGCUGAGCAGCCCUCCGAUGCUGUCCAGCGCUGUGCUGCGCGAAAGUGAAUCCUUCGCGCAGUCGGACACGUUCGACGCCAGCACGCCCAAGCUGCACCCGCCGCUCUUUGCAUCGACGAGCACCUCCAACUUCAAACCGAGCCACUCGCUGGGUGGCAUGACGCAAAUUUCCAUGGGCCAGCAGUCUGACAUUGACGGCUACGGAAGCAGCUCGCCGCGCGAGUACGUGUACUCCCCGUCGCAGCGUGAGCUGCCCUAUGGCGACUCGCAGCGUGAGCUGACCUAUGGCGACUCGCAACGUGAGUUUCCCCACGGAAACUCGCAGCGUGAGCUUCCCUACGGCGACUCGCAGCGCCAGAUUGAGUACAACAACUCGCCGCGCGAUCAAAAGUUCGAUGGCAGCGACAGUACGCCGCAAAACCAAGUUCCUUACUACUGGAUGGAGAUGAAUGACGUUAAGGAAAUGGACGAUGAUCUGCAUGACCCCAACCUGAACCCUCCUACGCGUGGCGCACCGCAGCGCGCAAUUUUAAAUGUCGGCGCGCUGGUUCUUUUGAUUCUGGCGAUGCUCAUGCUUUUUGCUGGAUACCCUAUUUUGCACCAUUAUACCGAGAUGCACCAGCAAGACGACCGCACGGCCAUGAUCGCGUCGCAUUUGAAGAAUAAUCGGCAGCCCAACAUCCCGGCCGGUGUACCGGCUGGUCGUGCGAACAGCACCCAGUACAAAGGCUCGCCCGACGCAGAUCUGCGGACGCUCAUUGAUCCAGACACGCCAGCGGAUGCCUAUCAGCUUGAAAGCACCUAUUCCAAGGGACUGGAUGCCGAAGGUAACCCCAAGAAGUUCCAGCUUGUCUUUUCGGAUGAGUUUAACACGGCCGGCCGCUCGUUUUACCCCGGUGAGGACCCAUUCUGGGAGGCUGUUGAUCUGCACUACUGGGCCACGGGCAACUACGAAUGGUACGACCCUGCUGCUGUCUUCACCAAGGACGGCGCACUGCAUAUCCGUCUGGAGCAGCAUCCAGAGCACAAUCUCAACUUCCGUGGCGGUAUGCUUCAGUCGUGGAACAAAUUCUGCUACACUGGUGGUAUUCUCAUUGCCAGUGUCCAGAUGCCUGGUAGCCCCAAGGUCGGUGGUCUCUGGCCUGCUUUCUGGGCGAUGGGCAACUUGGGCCGUGCUGGCUACGGUGCGACGCUGCAGGGAACCUGGCCCUACUCGUACGACCAGUGCGAUGUGGGAACGACAAUGAACCAGACCAUCUACAACUCUACCUACCCCAACGGGUUCCCCGCUGAUACAUUGAACGGUGGUGCGACUAUGUUUAACCAGAAACACAACACGCGUGCACUGUCGUUCCUGCCUGGUCAAAAGUUGUCGGCGUGCACAUGCAAAGGCGAGGAUCACCCUGGUCCAUGGCUUAAGGAGGAAAAUCGCUACCGUGGCCGCGCUGCACCGGAAAUCGAUGUAUUCGAAGCGCAGGCAGAUGGAUCGGAUGGUAUGAAAGUGUCGCAGUCGUGUCAGAUGGCGCCGUACAAUUGGCUCUACCAGAUCGAUUACCACAACGAUAGCAAGUUGUACGACUUCUAUGACAAUUACAGGCGGAAAGGUGGCAUCAAUAUUUAUACCGGUGAAGUCACGCAGCAAUCGCUCAGUGGUGAAAACCUGGCCAGCCAAACUGCUGUGCAACAUAUCGCCUCGAGUAACAUACCGACGGAUGACCCUAACGAUCCCAACUUUGCUCUUUACUCGAUGGAAUAUGCGCCCGGUCCUGAUGGCUACGUCGCGUGGGUGAGCAAUGGCAAGCCUGCGUGGGAGUUAUACAAGGACGCCAUUCGCGCUGACCCUCGUUCGGCGAUCGGCGAUCGUCAAUUCCCUGCUGAACCCAUGUACAUCAUCUUCAACCUGGGUAUGUCGAACAACUUUGGUGGUAUCGACUGGAGUAACCUGGAAGAUUUGUGGCCCUUCGAGAUGGUGGUUGACUGGGUCCGUGUCUACCAGGACCCAGACAACAUCAAUGUCGGCUGUGACACGGAGGACUACCCUACGAAGGACUACAUCGAGAGGCACAUUGAGGCAUACACGAAUGCGAACCUCACGUUGUGGGGUAACACGCGCGACGAGGGUGGCUAUGAGGCUGAAUGGCCAAGGAACAGGCUCUACUCCAAGGGCUGCAACGGCAAGCGCAGCCAAUUCCCCGGCGAUCCUGACCAGGCCGAGUAUGUCGCCCCGAUCAUUCCUUCGAAGUCUGUUACUGUGGGCAUCUACAAAACGAUCGAGGGUCAAAACCCCAGUAUUACCAAGGCACUUCCCAACUCCAACGAACCCGGUGCGAACGACGCUAUGACGAAGCCCGUGCCCACCGCCACCUCCUAG
Molecule: messenger RNA, 2421 nt
Organism: Malassezia japonica
Lineage: Eukaryota; Fungi; Basidiomycota; Malasseziomycetes; Malasseziales; Malasseziaceae
Exons: 3
Coding region: 1-2421 (806 amino acids)
Biological process (GO): (1->6)-beta-D-glucan biosynthetic process; fungal-type cell wall organization
Cellular component (GO): plasma membrane; endoplasmic reticulum membrane
Molecular function (GO): glucosidase activity
Source: RefSeq, a predicted model, not a curated record